This is a messenger RNA of Nymphalis io (European peacock), 1256 nucleotides long. RefSeq names its product ubiquitin-conjugating enzyme E2-22 kDa (gene Ubc4). Bases 104 to 703 code for a protein of 199 amino acids. The record is from RefSeq and is a predicted model, not a curated record. Gene Ontology annotation, biological process: protein polyubiquitination; proteasome-mediated ubiquitin-dependent protein catabolic process. The transcript has 3 exons. Gene Ontology annotation, molecular function: ubiquitin conjugating enzyme activity; protein binding. Lineage: Eukaryota; Metazoa; Arthropoda; Insecta; Lepidoptera; Nymphalidae. Gene Ontology annotation, cellular component: nucleus.
UUUCCAGUAUUACUAAGCAGUCUGUGGUACAUGCCAAACAUAAAAUCCGCACUCUCUCACUGUUUGUCUUUCAAGUAACAUCGCUCAGUUAUAAAUUAUCAGAAUGGCAAAUAUAGCUGCGAAACGUAUAAAAAGGGAAUUCAAAGAAGUCAUGAAAAGUGAGGAGGUCGCAGGAGGUGAUAUUAAACUGGAACUUGUCAACGACUGUUGGACGGAACUACAAGGCGAAAUAUCCGGACCGCCGGACACGCCGUACGAGGGUGGGACUUUUGUACUCGAGAUUAAGGUUCCAGAGACCUAUCCUUUUAAUCCUCCAAAGAUCCGGUUUAUGACGAAGAUUUGGCAUCCUAACGUAUCGUCAGCCACUGGAGCCAUUUGCUUGGACAUCCUUAAAGACCAGUGGGCGGCUGCACUUACAUUGCGAACAGUCCUUUUAUCGAUACAGGCAUUGCUGUCGGCCGCAGAGCCUAAUGAUCCACAAGAUGCGGUGGUCGCGAAGCAGUACAAAGAAAAUCAUGAUUUAUUUGAGAUGACCGCAAAGCACUGGACAAACAUAUACGCCGGUGGACCUAUAUGCAUCAGUGAGUUCAACCAGAAAGUGCAGCGCAUCCAAGAUAUGGGAAUAGAUGAGCACGCAGCUAGGGUUGCGCUCUCCACCUACGACUGGGAACUGGAACGAGCUACAGAACAGCUAUUCUGUUAGUCACCCAAGGGUCUAGUUGUAUUAUUUUAAACUCCCCUCUCCUUAGAUAUCUCGUGAUGUAGUAUCCUGGGCCCAAUGCCCCUUGAUGUAUCUGUUGAUUAAUUUUUAUUUUUUUCUGUGAUCUAAUUGCUUGACGCCGUAUAUGACGUCCUGCUAACGUCGAUACGAUUCUGUCAUGCAAAGGAACAAUUCCAUAGUCAAGUAUAGGAUAAGUAUUUUAUCCAGCUGGUUUAACUGUCUCAAUAUUCGUCCGUAUUAUGUGUUUAAAUAAUAAAAAAAAAAUCAUCACACAAUUUCAAGUUUUUAAUAGGAGAGGUUUCUAUCCGGCAAGAGAGGAGUCAUUAUAAAAUAAAGAACGAACCUUCAAUCUGGAAAUGUUGUAACACCCUUUCUGUUCCUGUUACAUAAGUAUACUGUUAAUUAGUACAUAUUGGAGAUCGGUAUUGAUGCAUGGAAACCCAAACUAGAUUAUUCAUUUGUUUAUUUGAAUUAAUUAUCUGAAAUAUGUCAUCGUUUCUUAUGUUGAUAAUAAAUAUAUUUUUUUAAUUCCCUU